Thalassophryne amazonica is the source of this 7646-nucleotide messenger RNA. RefSeq names its product stabilin 1 (gene stab1). Gene Ontology annotation, molecular function: hyaluronic acid binding. NCBI's taxonomy places the organism in Eukaryota, Metazoa, Chordata, Actinopteri, Batrachoidiformes, Batrachoididae. The coding region runs from base 189 to 7631 and encodes 2480 amino acids. Gene Ontology annotation, biological process: cell adhesion. The transcript has 68 exons. The record is from RefSeq and is a predicted model, not a curated record.
CACAUCCACUUCUGUCUUCACUUCUCUGCUCGUUGAUCUGCUUGGAUCUGUUUUGUUUUUUUGUUUUCCCUGGCACAGGAUGUGCUUAUCGGUGUUUCUUCCUGUAGAUAACCCGGCAGACUGUCUCUGAAACGCUUUCUCCUGAACUUUGCCUGCAGCUCGUCUCUUUGUCCUGGACUUGGGAGGACAUGGACGCCACCCUGGACCUGGUCGUGCUGCUGCUGCUGUUGCUCGGCAUGCAGAUGUCACUGCAAGAACAGGCGCCCCCUUCUGGUCGUUGUGAUGAGCUGCAGAUGUUGGAGUAUCAGACGUUGUGCACGUCUUGUGCUGCUCCAGUCAGCUGUCCUCACGGUUUCUCCAGUGAUGGAACCUCCAACUGCAGUUACGUGGUUCAGCUUGGCAGCAGGGAGGUGAAACUGGACGGAUGUAAUCGAACCUGCGUGAGGAAUGUCCUGCAGCCCCGAUGCUGUCCACAGUACUGGGGACCACUGUGUCUGUCCUGUCCGAGCUGGUCGGGGAAAACCUGUAACUUCCAUGGAACCUGUCUGGAUGGAGACCUGGGCAAUGGGACGUGUGUCUGUAACGAUGGAUUCUCUGGUUUUGCCUGUCAGGAAUGUCAGAAUCCAAAUGCUUUUGGAAAAAACUGUGAAAAAGAAUGUGACUGUGUGAACGGAGUCUGUAACAAAGGUCCUGAGGGUGACGGACAAUGUCUGUGCCAGCCUCCGUACACUGGGAGGCGCUGUGACCAAGUGAGUUCCGGCUGCAGGAGUUGCCCGUCGUACUCGUUCUGUACAGGAGAGGGCGCGGCGGCAGCGUGUGAAUGUCUGCCUGGAUACAGGAGGACGCCACAAAACACGUGUGCAAGUCUCUGCUCAGCCAGUCACUGUCACAUCGAUGCCCAGUGCUCCUCACAGGGGUCAAAGGUCAGCUGUGUCUGUAAGCCGGAUUACCAGGGCGACGGCAAAAUCUGCGUACCCAGAAACCCUUGCUCUAACAACAAUGCCGGCUGUCCCACCAACUCCACCGUCUGUGUCUUCACGGGACCCAACAAGUCGCGCUGUGACUGCAUGGUUGGCAUGGCACCUCUAGGUGGCAGCGCGGAGUACGGCUGUCAGCUGAUUUCUGCCUGCUCGCCAGAGACGUGUCACCCCACAGCGACCUGUGAGACUGGACUGGAUGGUCAGCCCAGGUGCAUCUGUCAGUCAGAUCAGAUUGGUGAUGGGUGGCGUUGCUAUGGUAACCUGAUGUUGCAGCUAACUGAGCUGGACCAGAGCGGAAGUGAGUGGGGAAACCUGACAGGAACCAUCACUCUGUUCGCUAAAGGCUGCAUGUUACAGCUGACGCAGCAUGGACCAUUCACAGCAUUCUUACCACUCCUGAGAACCCCUCUGUCUGACAUUAAUGAGGAGCUGGUGUGUAAGAACCACCUGGUCCUGGGUCAGCACCUCUACAGAGACCUGGAGGGACGAGACUUCAACCUGCUUGGUGGCGCCAGAGCUCGAGGCAAAGGAGAUAAGAGGUUCAUCCUGAUGGACGACCCCACCAACGUGUACACGGUUAUACAGGAAAACAUUCCAGCAGCCAAUGGGAUCAUCCACAUCAUCAACAAGCCAAUCACAGCUGGUCGUUCAGCCACGCCUCCUCAUGACCAGCAGUUUGCUGAUAAAACAAUCAAAGAGAUUCUGAGUGAAGAUGGAAAAUUUAACCGCUUCCUGUCGCUGGUUGAUAACUGCGGCUCGCCGCCUCCUCUGAAGGGUCCGGGGCCACUGACUGUCUUUGUGCCGACGAACGAGGCGGUGGACAGAGCUCGAGACGGCAGCAUUCUGUACAUGCUGACUGACGCCAAAUACAAACUACAGGAGUUGCUGAGACAUCACGUCUUCUCCAAGGCUGCACUGAGCAUCGAUGAUUUGGCCCCGCUUUCCCAAAUUCAGACGAUGGCUAAUCAGCUCAUAAAGAUCAGUCUAUCCGACAGUGGUGAGAUCCUAUUGGGUGAGAACGUCCGUCUGCAAAGCACCAACAUCGUGGCAGCCAAUGGCAUCAUACAUAUGAUCGACGGCCUGCUGUACCCGCCCUCAAUACUUCCCAUCCUGCCUCAUCGCUGUGAUGUCAUCGAGAGUAAGAUCACCAUGGGUCCGUGUGUUCACUGCAGCUCCCUGCACCAGACCCAGUGUCCUGAUGGCAGCACCCAAAUGGUCAGUCACAUGAACGGUUGUGAUUACGUCAUUUCUCCGCUCACAAACGCACUCAGCAAAGGUUGUGCCAAAUACUGCAACACAACCAAACAGGUGGCAGAGUGCUGUAAAGGUUUUUACAGCCCAGAUUGUAAACCGUGCAUCGGAGGAUUCCAGCAUCCCUGCUACGACAAAGGAACGUGCUUCGAUGGUAUCCGUGGCAACGGAUCAUGCAGCUGUCAGUCACACUACACGGGUAUUGCCUGCCACAUCUGUGCUGAUCCCUCCAAGCACGGUGAAAACUGUGACGAAGACUGUCGCUGUGUGCACGGCGUGUGUGACAACCGUCCCGGCAGUGCCGGCGUGUGUCGACAAGGAUCCUGCCAAGAUGGAUUUACUGGAGAUUACUGCGAUAAGACGGCUACACUCUGCAAUUCUGACAGCAUGCACCAGCACUGCCACAUCCACGCCUACUGCACGCACAACGGACUGCGCUCCACAUGUGUGUGUCGGGACGGUUAUGAGGGUGACGGCCACUCCUGUUCUCCUAUUAAUCUCUGCCUGAAGAGCAGUCGUGGAGGCUGUGACGUCAAUGCUCAGUGUGUGUUUGCGGGUCCGGGUAAUGUGUCGUGUGUGUGUAUUGAGGGUUGGUCAGGUGACGGUCAAGUGUGUGUUGAGAUCAAUAACUGUCAGCUGGACAGUCGAGGCGGCUGCAGCGCGAACGCCAACUGCAACCACAUCGGCCCUGGACAGAGUGAGUGCGUCUGUAAGUCCGGCUACAUGGGCGACGGCGUGACAUGUGACCUGGUCAACCCGUGUGAGAUGCAAAACGGAGGCUGCCAUGACCUGGCAAAGUGUGAGCUGAAAGAGGGCGGAGUCCUCACCUGUACCUGUCCUGAAGACAUGGCGGGAAACGGGACCUUCUGCUACGGAACAUUACUGGAUGAGCUGGAGAUGAACCCACAGCUAUAUGGCUUCUCCCGGUUCCUCCAGAGGUACAAGCACGCUGUCGAGGACCUGAGUGCAAACCUCACAGUAUUUGUUCCAUCCAGGGAGGCACUGAGGAACAUGAGUUCGGCCCAGGAUUUAUUCUGGACCAGUCGUCUCCACAUGCCUCACUUCAUACGAUCCCACUUCCUGCCUGGAUUCUACUCCAGAGAAGAUCUGGACAGAUUGGUAGGCACCAAGCUGCCCUCGCUCAACACCCCAACCCAGUGGAAGAUCAGCAACAGCAGUGGAGUGCUCCGGUUGGGAAACGCCUCCAUUCUCACCCACAACCUGCCUGCAGUCAAUGGUUACAUCCACAUCAUUGAUCAGGUUUUGUUCCCGCCCCAUUCUGACCUCCCACCUGAUCCUCUCACCCUCAUGGCCUUCCUGAACGUGUCUUCUAAUUUCACUCUGUUCAGAGAGUAUGCGCUGAUGUACAACCUGUCCGAGGAGCUCAGCGUUUUGGAGUUCACCCUCCUGCUGCCGACUGAUGACGCCAUCAGGAAGCACCUCAGCAGGACGAACUCCACCCUGCUGGACUCUGAUUCGUUCAGGUAUCAUGUGAUUGUUCACGAGCUGCUGUAUCCGGACCAGCUGUCUGACGGUCUGCUGAAGAGCACUCUGCUGGGCAGCGACUACCAGGUCCAGUUCCACUUGGACAGCAAAAACCAGACAGCGGUGAAUGAUGUUCCUCUGGAUGGUUCAUUUAUAGAGACACAGUUUGGGAUCAUCAUGGUCCUUCAUCAGGUCCUCCAAAUCCGACACAACCGAUGCAGCCAAGAUGUCACCCUGCAGGUCAACGGCAGGUGUUCAGACUGCGAUGGACCUCCUCGAUGUCUCUUUAACUACAAACCAAUCAAAAGCCAUUUUCCAACCAACAUGCGGCCCAACUGUAAAUUCAGGAAGCGGGUCGGCUUGAGGAGGAAAUGGGUGCAAGGCUGUAUCAUUAAAUGUCUUCGUGUUGCCACGCAUCACUCCUGUUGCCCUGGUUACUAUGGCCAUGAGUGCUUCAAAUGCCCUGGAGAUGUCGGCAGCCCAUGCUUUAAUCACGGGGAGUGUCAGGAUGGUAACCAAGGCAACGGGGAGUGCCGGUGCUUCGAGGGUUUCCAUGGCACGGCGUGUGAGGACUGUGAGCCGGGACGAUAUGGAGUCAACUGUUCUUCCAAAUGCGUUUGCGAUCAUGGGAAGUGUGACGAUGGUCUGACAGGAAGUGGCAGAUGUGUUUGUUAUAAAGGUUGGAGAGGAGCUUCAUGUUCUGCCGAGAUCAAGGACGAUGCCUGUGGAGGUGUGUGUAAUGAGAAUGCAAACUGUAUUACAGGACCAAAGGGAUCUGCUCCGGCGUGUGUGUGUGCAGCUGGAUAUGAAGGCAAUGGAGAAUUCUGCAAAGAGCUGGAUGUGUGCAGCAGGUCUAACGGUGGCUGUUCACAAUUUGCUGCCUGCAUGAUGAUCUCAGCUGGUGAGAGGACUUGUUCCUGUAAUGCCGGCUACACUGGAGAUGGGGUCAUCUGCCUGGAGAUUGACGGCUGUCUGGUUGAUAACGGCGGCUGCCACAAAUCAGCGGAUUGCGUCAGAACCGGUCCAAAUACUACGGCGUGCACCUGUCAACUGGGUUUCUCAGGGUCAGGGAGGUUCUGCUACCCAGUCAACCCCUGUCGCACGAGAAACGGUGGCUGCAGUCCGCACGCUCGCUGCGAGUACCUGGGCAAUGGUCAGAGGAACUGCUCCUGCCGCCCGACCUUCGUGGGUGAUGGUUUUGACUGCCGAGGAAGCACGCAUUUUGAGGUGCUGACUCGCCCAGAGAACGCCUUUUUCCGUCAAAUGUUUUCUAUGUCACAGGCUCGGACUCUUUAUGGUGAUGGACCUUUUACUGUCUUUGUUGCUGAUGAGACGUCCAACAACCAGUCAACAAUCCAGGACUGGAAAGAGUCGGGUCGUAUUGCUGACCUGGUUAAUUACCACAUAGUUUCCUGUGAAAAGUUGACCUUCAGUGACCUGAAAAGCACAGAGCGAGCCGUGGCCGUGUCUGGACACAUGCUGCACUUCAGCCUGCAGAAGGGUUCAGUCUGGAUCAAUAACAGGUCCAGGAUUGUGAGGAGUGAUUACACCACAAUGAACGGGGUCAUUCACUACAUUGACUUCCUGCUGAUGCCCUACAGGCUACAGGACAGGCCACACCUAGAACCCAGCACGAUGAAUUUCAGUACCGCCGCAGUGACAUACGGCUACCAGCGCUUCUAUGCACUGGUGAAGCUGAUGGGCAUCGGUUCGCCGCACAAACAUGCAUCGUAUCGCACCAUGCACGGAUCCUUGCUCACCUACAGCUGUGACAAGAGCCUUGUGGGAGCUGUGUUAAUUAACAGCAACGCAGCAAGAAUGACGGAGCGUUUCCUCAUCUUCAAAGAGGGCGUGGCCUUUGGCAUUGACCAGCUGUUGGAGCCUCCUGGUCUGGGAGCGCACUGUGACGACCUUGAGAACCGUACCACUUUUGGAAUAUGUGGACGCUGUUCCCUUGUUCCACACUGUCCCUUCAAACAUCAAGACAUGGGAAUGACGGAACCGUGUAGGAUGAGGUCCAUGUCUCAGAGGAGAUACUCAUCAUGGAGUUUCAGAGAUCGCUUCACACACAGACAAACCGGCUGUAAGAGGGUCUGUAGUUUUCCCUCCUGGGUCCAAAAGUGCUGUAAAAACCACUACGGUCAAGACUGUCAAGUUUGUUCAGGUGGUGUGGCGGCCCCUUGUGGUGAUCAUGGAGACUGUGAUGAUGGCAUAGCCGGCUCAGGACUCUGCAGAUGUCAUAAAGGCUUCAGAGGAACAGCCUGCCAACUGUGCCAGACCAACUUCUACGGCCCCAACUGCACCGCUUGUAAUUGUGCGGCGACGGGUCAGUGUGAUGACGGCGUGGAAGGCUUUGGAAACUGUGUCUGUCAGGCUGGCUGGGAAGGUGUGCGCUGCCAGAACAAAAUAGGCUCAGUUCCAGAGGUGUGCCGGCGGUGCCACGCUCAGGCCGACUGUAUACUACCUGUUGGAUGUCAAUGCAGACCUGGUUUUCAAGGGAAUGGUACCUUCUGCAGCCCAGUACCACCUCCUGACCUCUGCUCCGAGUACAACGGCGGCUGUCAUCAGAACGCAGACUGUAACCAGACCGGACUGACCGUCAGCUGCACCUGUCAAAGCGGUUACCAAGGAGACGGCACCUCCUGUGACCCCAUCAAUAGGUGCAUUGAAGAGGUUAACGGCGGUUGUAGUGACUUUGCCUCCUGUACGUUCACCGGCCCGAAUGAACGUGAGUGUGAGUGCCUGCCGGGAUACGUGGGUAAUGGAGUCCAGUGUCUGGAAAAGGUGGUGCCUCCUGUCGACCGCUGCCUGGAAGAGAAUGGUGGCUGUGACCCCAUAGCCACCUGCAAGGAUUUACACUACCACGCCAACACAGCCGGAGUGUACCACCUGCGCUCUCCAGCAGGGAAGUACAAGAUGAACUUUAGCCAAGCUGAAGCUGCCUGCCAGGCAGACGGCGCCGUGCUCGCCAACCUCAAACAGCUGGGAGAUGCGCAACAGCUGGGGAUGCACCUGUGCGUGGCCGGGUGGAUGGACGGCGGGAAGGUGGGGUACCCGACUCGCUUCUCCUCAGCCAAGUGCGGAGACAACCACGUGGGCGUGGUCCUCUACAAAGAACCCUUGGACAACAGCAGCAUGUACGACGCUUACUGCUACAGGCUCAAAGAUGUGUCCUGUGUGUGUCCCUUUGAUUAUGUUGGAAAUGGCGACUUCUGUAACGGCGUCCUGACCAACGUCCUUGCAACCUACACAAACUUCUCUCACUUUUACAAGUUCCUGUUGGACUAUAGCGGCUCGUCAUCAGACGGCAGACAGCUUGUGGACUAUCUGUCCCACAGGAAGUCUGAUGUCACGCUGUUUGUUCCUCAUGACGCCGGCUUCACCCCAAACCAGACGCUGUCCGGAAGAGAUCUCGAGUAUCACAUCUCAGCCAAUUGCAGCAGGCUCUACAAGGAUCUGAAACACCAGGAAGUCAUCACAUCCAGACUGGGGGUCGACUUGAUUGUUACCCAUGGCAACAACACGAGUGUGAAGAUGGUGAACCAGCGGCUGCUGUUGGACUGGGACAUUCCUGCCUUAAAUGGGAUCAUCCAUGUCAUCGAGCGCCCGCUGAUGGCGCCGGCGCUGCCUCCGCCAAUCUCCCAUCAGGCAUCCCGUAGCCCCGCCUACUCAAGUGGAACAGUGUCAGCCAUCUUGGUGUUGAUGUUUCUGAUGUGCGCUCUGGCGGCCUUUGGCUAUUACGUCUUCAAACACAAGACGGAUGCCUUCCGCUUCCACUACUUCAGGAAUGAGGAUGAGGGCGGAGCAGCGGGUGGGAGGUCCAAACCCACGCUGGUAUCCAUCCCCAACCCUCUGUACAGCGGCUCCAGAGUCUUCGCCGAACCGUUUGGGGUAAGUCCAUCAGCAGACACCUGAGCCAGAACUUUAGUU